Messenger RNA from Pochonia chlamydosporia 170, 312 nucleotides. RefSeq lists its product as hypothetical. The transcript has a single exon. The coding region runs from base 1 to 312 and encodes 103 amino acids. Lineage: Eukaryota; Fungi; Ascomycota; Sordariomycetes; Hypocreales; Clavicipitaceae. The record is from RefSeq and is a predicted model, not a curated record.
AUGGUCCUCAUCAGGGGCAGGGUGUGUGAUGUCUCAUGGAAUAAUGAAGUAUUGCGGAGCACAACAAUUACCCGUGCUUGUUUCGCCAGGAAGAAGAAUAGAAACGGACUGUUAGUCAUGGCGGCAAGGUUCCCCGGUGGUUCCAAAUCAACCCAUCCGUCCAUCCGUGGUUCAAAGUGGUCUACCAGAACUAUGCUCUGUAAUUUCCCUAUCAACCCGCCGGGGGGCAAAGAACCAGCAUGCCGGUUGACCCCUACACUCCAAGACGCCGGGAAUUCCUCAACGAGCGUUCCCAUUGGAGUCACCAAUUAA